This is a messenger RNA of Plenodomus lingam JN3, 894 nucleotides long. RefSeq lists its product as uncharacterized. The record is from RefSeq and is a predicted model, not a curated record. NCBI's taxonomy places the organism in Eukaryota, Fungi, Ascomycota, Dothideomycetes, Pleosporales, Leptosphaeriaceae.
AUGCAAUCAAGCUUUGAAAGAUUACAGGCAAUAAUUGAGAACAAGAGCAGUCUACAUUUCCGUACAAGCCACUGCCUACGAUUCGAGCCUACCAAUUUCGGGGUAAAUUCUGUGGUCAAUUCCAUCUCAGUACUGGAUCGCGUAUCUGUUUCGAAUACUUUCGAUAUAUCCACAGCCACAAGCACAAAGGUCCAUCGUCCAUCGUCCAUGGAGGGGUCAACAGUUCCUUCGGGUCUUUCGCCCAGCUUGGGCAAUGGCGGACCCCCGAGAAAGAGGAACGGAAGAUACUCUCGAAUCUGGUUACGUCUGUUAGCCAGAAAGCGGGGUCUCGUGCACUAUAGCGGCAAUACUGAUGAACUAAGUGAUAGAUUGAAUGAAUUUCUCAACGACAAUUUUCAUACUACCAUGGAUGAAGAGAUGAUUUCCAUUUACAACGAAUUACUUGAGGCAAAAGAGUCAGAUGACUGGCCAGAUUGGUUAAUGACAACUGGCAGAGCAGGAGCGGUUCAGCAAAGCGAAGGCAAGGACGAGAACAAGCGGAAUAUUACUCCUAUGGUCGAUGAUGAUACUGCGAAACAUAUGCACGAAGCGAAGGAGAUUGAAUCAGCGGAAUCGCGCCGGACAUCUAGGGAAUCUGAUGGGCUUUCGCCAAGCAUAACCAAUAGCCACGACUAUGUCCCAACGCGAGAACAGGAUGAACACUAUGACAUGAGCCUUUGCAGCGGGGAUGAACAGUCCGCUCACGAAGACCAUACUGUUAAAGCGGAACAUCCAGAGAGCACGGCUGUAAGGGAGGAUCACCUGCACGGCAGGUUCAAAGUUGACUUCAAUGGAACCUGGCGUUUGAUGGUCAAAGGACUGCAUCCGAGCGAUGCACGCACCAUGUCAGAUUAG